UAUUUUUUGCUCUGUCCGUGUUGUUCGUUUUCGGCGGCAAGAUAUAAAUUACGAGAACUUAACAGCUAAAUGCACGAUAUCUCUACUAUAAAGUUGUGAUAGAAAGCGAUAAGCAACAUUCGUCCGCUGUUCACAACCAGCGUCUGGUAGUCUAUGUCAACUGUGAAUCGACGUCUCCUACAAAGAUAAUUGUUUCGCGAAAUGGCGCCGCGGGACUUUUCACUCUGGUUUCAACUUUGGAGCUAUGCCAACUCUUCGUAAGAAUGCUUCGCGUCGGUUAAAUAAAUUGAAUUACAAAUGGCUUAAAUAUUUCUUGUUGUUAUACGAGAAGUUGAUCAUAUCAUUGUGAAAGGUGUAAUGUGAACUAAGUUGUGUUUAUAAAAGUGGGGAAAAUGUCGCUCUUUUACGUCUUCUUAUGGAAAAACCUCAAAUAUAUGAGGUUCCACUGGCUGAGGACCAUAUUCAUAUUCGUAGGAUGUUUGGUUUUGCUUCUAAUUGUCAUGAAAACAACACAUGCGGAGAAUAAACAAAGUCGAUAUGUUCCUGAACCUAUAAAUGAGGAAAUUUUCAAUACACACCUGAGCAGCGAACCUGAUGAUGUCAUUUGUUACGCCCCAUAUAAUCCCCGGUUGGAUGAUAUUAUGGACUCGGUUCGACAAGAGCUGAGCAUAGUAUCGUCAAGAUGGAGAUCUUUCAGCACGAAGCAAGAAAUGGCCCUGUUUUUGGAAGAAAAGAAAAACACCAAGAGUUUUUUCAUAUUUUUCGAUGAAUUCCCAAAAGAUAUAUUAUCCGAUUCAGGGAACUUGUCAUAUUCCAUAAGUGCAACGCACGGCAGAGUUUCCACUAACCAAGUAUAUUACAAUGAUCGCGAUGUCGUUGGAAUGCAAAUCUAUGAUGAUUAUAUAUCCAGUGGUUACUUUGCACUACAGUAUACUAUCGAUCGCAAAUAUAUAGAGGAACGAACGAGAAAAAGACCGUAUCCGAUCGAAGUAGCACUAUUUCCUAGAAUUGAAUUAUGGGACGUGGACAGUUUCCGAGUAGUGUUUUUCGGUUUGCUUUUUAUGCUGUUCGUAUACAUAAUAAUGCUUACAACAUUUAUUGUUCCGCUGGUCGAAGAAAAGCAAGAUGGUAUGCAGGCAUACCUGGCGUUUGCAACAAGUCACAGUUAUCUUAACCGUCUAACUUUCUACAUGAUCCGUUUGGCUUUAUAUCUCGUGUUUACAAUUGCAAGCAUUGCGAUUGCUUAUUGCUUCAGUGGACUGGGGAGCGUAAGCGUCCUAUACUUCGUUGUGCUAUUUGUAUAUUUCCUUUUGGCUACCAUGAACUACGCAUUAUUAAUGUCAGUCUUUCUGAAAUCGGUUUACUUCGCCAAAAUUGGAGGGUUUUUGGCAUGUUUCGUACCAACGGUAUUAUUUGCUAUUGACAACAGUAUAUUUCAGAAAUUUGCGUUUCUUAUAAGUGGCAACAUGUUCCUUAAAGGUUUAGAAGUUCUCCAAACAUUUACGAACAAAAGGCGACCGUUAUCUUUCAGCGAUAUAAACCUGAGAAUCACAAGCACUUCCUUCACAUUACUGGAAGUUUAUUUAAUCCUCAUAUUACAAUUUGUGAUAUAUAUUGUUUUGUAUAAUUACUUAAGCAAUCUAUUCCCGGGAUUCGGAGGAAUUCGGAAGCCGUUUUAUUAUUUUUUGCAGUGCUCACAAAAGAGGAAUCAAUCGAAAAAUCUUCAUUCAUCUGAAAGUCAUUUGCAUGAAGUUCCUAUUAAGAUAAGAAAUUUGAUGAAAACAUUUGGAGGUUUGAAGAAAAAAAAGUCAAAGGUUGCCGUGAAUAAUUUGAACAUGGAUGUGGAGAAUAAUAAAAUAACAGUGUUGCUGGGACACAAUGGAGCCGGGAAAACAACUACCAUCAAUAUGAUAGUUGGAUCAGUUGAAAAAACCUCUGGUGAUAUCAUCGUUUUCGGAGAAAAAAAUGUGGAAAUGUAUAGAAAUACUAUAGGCUACUGUCCACAGCAUAAUAUCUUUAUGCAGUACCUCACUUGCAAAGAACAUCUCUACUUCUUUUCAAUGCUACGAGGCCGAACUCACGCAGAAGCAGAAAAUGAUGCGUUAUCGCUGUUAAACGAAUUAUUAUUGAAAGAAAAAGCAAAUGAAGUGGGGGAGAAUUUAUCAGGUGGCAUGAAACGACGACUGGCGCUGGGAAUGGCCAUAUCCGGGAAGACUCCAAUUGCAAUUCUUGAUGAGCCCACUUCUGGUUUAGAUCCUGAAUCUCGGCGAAUUCUUUGGGAUAUAUUAAUAAAAUUAAGAAAGUCUAGGUCUAUCCUCAUUACCACGCACUAUAUGGAAGAAGCUGAAGUUUUGGGAGAUGAAAUCGCUAUCAUGUCGCACGGAGAACUUGUUUGCAGUGGAAGUUCAAUGGAAUUAAAACGAAGCUAUGGUUCAGGUUAUGUGCUGAAGUUAUUAACGGAUAAGUUUUUCCAAGAUACGGAUAUAGAUAGAGUUAUGCCUCUUAUAAACAGAUUCAUUCCGAAAGCGAAAAUACAUUCCAUUAUAAAACCUACAUAUUGCAUAACUUUGCCUUAUUCGGAUAGGGAAUAUUUCCCGGCACUAUUGAAAGAGCUGGAAGAAGCGAAAGAUCGAUUAAAGAUAGUGUGCUUUAGUAUUACAAACAGUUCGUUGGAAGAUGUUUUUCUGAAUUGUGCAGGCAAGGAUGAAGCUGAUAAUAGUAACCAAACGGAGUCAAAGGUCCCAUAUCAAUCUCUUAAAAAUGGGUCACAUUCUACAAACCAAGCUUCUAUUGUUUUUCAUCAAGUUCUGGGUGUAAUUUAUAAGAAGCUCGUUUAUAUGAGAAACAAAUGGCUUUACACAUUAAUUAUGUACUCAUUCCCAAUACUUACUAUUGGAAUUGCUUUCUGGAUUAUGAAUACGGACACAUCCUCAUUAGAGCUUGAAAAUCUACUCAAGUUGCAAAUAAAUAUUCCAGGCAGUGAAGUUUAUCUGAAAAUAGCACCUGGAUUUUCUGAGUUUGAGAAAUAUUUGGAUAGUGAAAUAAAAAGUAUGGACGCAGUUCCGAAAUACAUUGCUCAACAUGAGUCUUUGGAAGAAACUCUGCUUACUAUUCAAGAGAAAAAUAUUACGCAUUUUUACGAUCGCAUAUUUGGUGCUGUUGAAUUGAAAACUAAUGAGAAUGCUGCUCCAAUAAUAAAAAUGUUAUAUUCAAAUAACAUUUUGCAUAGUUCGGUGUCGAUGUUGAAUCUCGUGGAUAAUGUUCUAUUGAAAUUCAAUUCGAAACAUAAUAUAACUAUCAAAACGCAUAAUGCACCAAUCCCGAGGUCUAUCAUUGUGAGUCCGGCUCGACUUGAAUAUUUCAGUUCAAUUGUUCCUAUUGGAUGCUUUUUCUACAUGCUAUUCUAUGUAUCCCUACCAUUCCGCGAGAAGAGAACACAAUUCAACAAACUUCAAAAUAUUUCGCGCACCGUUUAUUGGCUUUCGUACACUGCAUUUGAUGUACUAUUACAUGUUUUCUUGAGUCUUCUCGUAUAUGCAACUCUACACAUUCUGGAUACAAAGUAUAUUUACACGGGUGAAGAAAUAAAGAAAAUAGCUGCAACAAUUGCUAUAUAUGGAAUAGCAUAUUUGCCACUUUUGUAUAUCCUAGCGAUCAGUUUCCGAUCCAUCUCGACUCUAUCUACAUAUUUGUUUUUCUUUUUAAUAAUUUCUACGAUAGUCCCUAUCAUCACCUCAGCAAACGAGAAAGCUAUGCAAACGUACGACAUUUUUAUAAUCAUAUUGAUGAUAUUACCGGAUUUCGCACUAAAGCACCAAUUGAUUACUAUAAACGAAAACUAUUUCAUUAACCGACGCAAUAAAUUAAAAACCGAAAGUGGCACUGAACAGAUUCUCGACGAUCCGCUUAACGAGAAUAAAUUUUACAUCUACAUGAUAUCGCUGUUCGUUUGUGCUGAGAUUUUCCUUAUAUACUUAUGGGACAACAUCUAUCGAAGGCAACAUUUAUCCGACACAUUAUCUGUGAAGAGAUGCUGCAAACGCACUGGCCGUAUUGACUUCCCUAUCGAGGAAGGUCUUGAUAGUGUGGAUUCAGGUCCCCAUUUAAGCAAAAAUAAUUCUUUACGAGUCAAUAAUUUACAUAAAGUUUAUGGAUGUGGCGAAAUCCAUGCUGUACGCGGUGUUGACUUUGAUGUAGAAAGUGGUGAAUGUUUUGGAUUAUUAGGGUUGAAUGGAGCUGGAAAAUCGUCAACAUUUGAAAUGAUAACCGGAAAUGAGACUAUUUUCAAAGGAUCUGUGUCUAUUAAGGGGGUCGACGUUACUGAAGAUAGAACACGGUUCAACUCCAUGUAUGGAUAUUGUCCGCAAGUGGAUGCAUUGAAUGGAUUCAUGACAUCAUAUGAAAUCAUGACCUACAUAGCGUUACUACGAGGAAUUUCCAUCAAAACUGUUGAUUCGGAAGUUACAUAUUGGUUAAAGGAACUCGAUUUGUAUCCACACCGAGACAUACCUAUCAAGUAUUAUUCUGGAGGUACCAAGAGGAAGUUGAGCACAGCAAUGGCAAUGAUUGGUGAUCCAACAGUAAUAUUUUUAGAUGAACCUACAACUGGUGUCGAUCCGAAAUCUCGCCGAUUUAUAUGGAAGUGCAUACAGGAAUUCCAGAAAAACCAUAAAACUAUUGUACUUACAUCGCACAGCAUGGAUGAAUGUGAAAAUCUUUGCAAUCGUUUGGCCAUAAUGGCUAAAGGGAAAAUUAAAUGUACCGACUACAUCCCAAAUCUGAAGAAGAAAUAUGGAGAUGAGUUCACCAUAACAUUAAGACUGAAACCAGAUUACAAGUUCAAUGACUUGAAUCAGCUGAAACGUGAAAUGCACGCAUCCUUCAGUUGUACUGAAAGAGAACAGCAUGACUUAACAAUUGUAUAUUUGGUACGUGCGAAGCCUUGGUCGGAAGUCUUCCAAAUAAUGGAGACUUUAAUUGGAAAUAAUGAAAUCGUCGUUGAGGACUAUUCUGUAAGCGAAAUUACGUUGGAAGAUGUCUUUCUCAAUAUGAAGUCGUGCUAAGCUUGGUAAAGUAUUUAAGUUAAAAACAAAAAAAAAAUGUGAUUAUACAAGAAAUAUUUUUUACAACUCUAUUUAUUUAUGUAUCACCAAAAAUCAAUGUUUAUUUGAAUAAUCAAAAAACAUUUAAAAUAUUUAUAAAUUAAGGGUUUUCAAGCAACAUAACUCGAAAUUACCUUCCAUUGUUCCAAGGCAAUUUUUUCUAAUGAUAACGUCAGAAUUUUAACCUUCUUCAAAAAUACGAGUUUUCCAGACCAUGGGGGAAACUAAUGUCCUAAUGAUUAGAUUUAACUAAUAAUUCUUCUGGAUUGGUUCAAAUUUAAAACCUUGAUUCGCGAAAAGUAUUGUGUACUAGAAAAAGGUUGAGAAUAUAAUGAAAACUUCCAGAUAGAUUCAGAUAAACGCACCCAACAGAUAGUACCAGAAAGAGUGCAGAUAUUCACUGGUUUUGGGGCGCUAAAAACAAUAAAUUUGGAGAUGGAGGCAAGUUACUUAUUCCCAUUAUCUUUCCAAUUGGUAAUGGUUUACUUAUCACGGGUAUGGGCGUUCACAAAAUCGUCAAAUCCAUUCAAUCCAAAUAAUCAGUUGUAAGGCCUAAACAAUGGAGCAAAGUGUGGGUUGGAACCUCACAAUAAUAUGCAAUGGCAAAGGAGGAACAACUAAAAAAAUGUAUCUUACCUGCAAGAACUGCAACAAAAUAUUUUCCUGGUGUUUGCAGUUUUGAUGUUACUCCAAUUCAGCAUCUCUGACGAGCCUGACUCAAGGUUCAUAGCGAAUAACAAAGUAUAUACAGUUUAUCAGGAAAUUUUAAAAUAAAAAGAUUGUUCUUUAAUAUUUAAAGCUAGAAGCAAUUAUUUUUAAAGUUUCAUGUGAAACAAAAUCUUAUUACAACGGUUCAAUGUCUGUCUGUCGCACCCGAUUUACUUGAAAACGGCUGAAGCAAUUGAGAACGUGAGAAUUUUGCACUUAGUUUAGAGAGGACUCUCCAUACAUGCAAAAGAGGGGUGUAAGUUUUUUUUUCACACAAUACAAAGUGCUCGAUUAGUACUUUGAUCUUAUUUGUGAUAUGGGAUCAAACAUAGGAGAGUGAGGGCUCAAAAUGUGUGUAGCAGGUUCGGUUCUCAGAACCUUUCUAGCCUCACAUUCGUUAUAUAAUAAUAUAAUACACAAUUUUGGAAAGUUUGACAAAAAUCCAACCUCUAUUAGCAAAAUUAUGGAGAGCCAAAAUUGUGCAUUACAUUUGAAUUUAUCACACUCUAAGAUGUGCAUAACAUCAUCAUCAUAUAAAGUGAGCGGCAGAGUUGAAGUUUGGAAAUACAUAUAUCAAGGAAUAUUUGAAUUUUUAGGUUUGUACGAAUGGAAAAACGUGCAUUGGAAAUUUCUCAUAUAAAAUGGACGCAAAACCUUUAUACCCGAAGCGUCCAGCUUCCGAUAUUCCGACUUAUUUGUUCUGCCUAUUCAGCAAAAAUUCAUUAAAAAUGAAUUGUCACUUUUUUAAAGAAUGGUUCCUCCCUUCGGCAAAAUUUAUUAGCUCAGUCAUUGAAGCUACCAGCUUUUUGGGGCAAGAGUAGAGGGUGGCAUGAGAAACAAAGGUUAUAUAUUGCGCAGAUGGGCACUUGCCCCCCGGGCGGGCGGGUGUCGAAACUUUUUUUCCACAAAACCGCCGAAAUCGGUUAAAUGCUUAAUUCUAAGCAGAAAAAGCUCCGUUAUUAUACUGGUUUUGCGUUAUUUAAAAAGUAUUGAUUUUUUGUUUAACCUUUACAAAUUUACGUUUGAUGAACUAUAACUCAGUCCACAUUGCACCUAAAAAUAAUAAAAAGGUUUAUUCUUUUUGUUAUUAAAUAUACUUUGUUUCUGCGUAGUAGAGUUAUUUGCGAAAAACCGUUUAAAAAUGUUUGAAUAACUCGAAAACUACUACUAAUCUAUUUUAUCGAUUAUUUCGAAAAAAAUAACACACCCGAGAGGGAAUGCCACAUUUGCACUAUAUAACUUUUGUUUCCUAUGCCGUCCUCUACUCCCACUCCAAAUUUCAUGCCAAUUGGUCUGGACUGAAAGAAUUUGGCGGCCGCACCCGAUUUUCAACUUCAAUGACUGGACUACAUCUUAUAAUCAUCAGACGAAUUCGGUCUCAGUAUCACAGAGACGGUCGUGAAGAAGACACCCAAUUCAGGGCCGUAAUACCGGCCCCAGUGCGUCAAUUUUUACCGGUGCAGUGACAUUCCAAUAUUUUUGGGAGCCAGGUGCUGGUGUAUUUGCAAUUACUAUUAAGGCAUAGUUCACUCAUAUUGUCAUUGUAAAACGAUCUGAAGAUCCGGAACCUUUGGUUCCCGAAAAACCCAUAUAUAAUAAUAAUAAUGAUCGUUGGCACAGCA
Hermetia illucens (black soldier fly) is the source of this 7432-nucleotide messenger RNA. It is a transcript of the gene Eato, whose product is annotated as ATP-binding cassette sub-family A member 3. Gene Ontology annotation, cellular component: intracellular membrane-bounded organelle; membrane. Bases 393 to 5063 code for a protein of 1556 amino acids. The transcript has 27 exons. Lineage: Eukaryota; Metazoa; Arthropoda; Insecta; Diptera; Stratiomyidae. Gene Ontology annotation, biological process: lipid transport; transmembrane transport. The record is from RefSeq and is a predicted model, not a curated record. Gene Ontology annotation, molecular function: ATP hydrolysis activity; ATP binding; lipid carrier activity.